Lachancea lanzarotensis is the source of this 2223-nucleotide messenger RNA. Its product is annotated as LALA0S05e07954g1_1. Bases 1 to 2223 code for a protein of 740 amino acids. NCBI's taxonomy places the organism in Eukaryota, Fungi, Ascomycota, Saccharomycetes, Saccharomycetales, Saccharomycetaceae. Gene Ontology annotation, biological process: transmembrane transport; carbohydrate transport. The transcript has a single exon. The record is from RefSeq and is a predicted model, not a curated record. Gene Ontology annotation, molecular function: carbohydrate:proton symporter activity. Gene Ontology annotation, cellular component: membrane.
AUGAAUGACUCAGGGCAAGGAACCAUAACGAAACAAGAUGAGGUGGUUUCGAAGACUGAUAGUGGGAGCUUUUUGAACCAUGCGGUGCGUGGGAUUAAUGAUAAAUUGGCAUUUAGAUGGCGUCGCAGAAUCGCACAAGUGAGUCCUACACCUCCCACAGCAACUGAAGAUAUCGGUGACAUAGACGAAGUGUUUGAAGGCGAUGACAGAAGUCGAGACAUCUAUUAUGAGAAUGCCGAGACACACUUGAAUCUCACGAAUCUGAAUUCCAGAGCGUUUUUGCAACCGGCGCGUCAACAAUCGCAACUCAUGUCUGUCUUAGUUGGCGUAUUCGUAGCCGUGGGAGGCUUUUUAUAUGGCUACGACACAGGCCUCAUCAAUAACAUAUCUGGCAUGCAGUACGUGAAGACUCAUUUUGCUAGUAACGGUGAACAGUUUACGGCUAAAGAAAUGUCUAUUUUGGUGUCUUUUCUGUCUUUAGGAACUUUUUUCGGCGCGCUGGCCGCGCCCUUCAUCUCAGACUCAUAUGGAAGGAAAACCACCAUCAUCAUCAGCACUUUUUUUGUGUUUAUGGUAGGGAACUCACUGCAAGUGGCUGCUUCAGGAAUGGGUCUUCUCGUUGCUGGUAGGGUGUUUUCUGGAAUUGGGGUUGGCUUUAUAUCUGCAGUGGUACCAUUAUACCAAAGUGAGGCAGCUCAGAAACAGGUGAGGGGAGCUAUCAUUUGCACGUAUCAGUGGGCCAUAACCUGGGGCCUUUUGGUAUCUAGUGCUGUUGCACAAGGAACACAUCACCGCAACGACGCGUCUUCUUAUAGAAUUCCCAUUGGGCUUCAAUAUCUUUGGUCAUGCAUUCUAGGAUUCGGUAUGCUUUUUUUGCCAGAGAGCCCUCGCUAUUAUGUUCUCAAAGACGAGCUUGAUCAAGCAGCAAAGGCGCUGUCCUUUCUAAGAGGUGUGCCUGAAGACGAUUCUGGCCUGCUAGAAGAAUUGGUGGAGAUCAAGGCAAAUUACGAUUACGAAAUGUCGUUCGGGAAAUUCUCGUACUUGGACUGCUUUAAAUCCAGUAAAGGAAGAACUAAGCAAACACUCCGAAUGUUCACAGGUAUCUCAAUUCAGGCAUUUCAACAAUUUUCGGGCAUCAACUUCAUCUUUUAUUAUGGCGUUAAUUUCUUCAGCAAAACGGGCAUUGGUAAAAGCUAUUUGAUUUCUUUCAUCACAUAUGCUGUAAAUGUCAGCUGCAAUAUCCCCGGAUUAUUUUUGGUAGAAUACUUGGGAAGAAGAAAAAUUCUAUUGAUCGGAGGGGUACUGAUGACAGUGUCAAACUUCGUUAUAGCCAUUGUUGGAUGCGUCGCAAAAUCCGUGGUAGUUAAUAAAGUUCUUAUUGCCUUUGUUUGUCUCUUUAUUGCUUCUUUUUCUGCUACGUGGGGCGGUUGUGUUUGGGCCAUCUCAGCGGAAUUAUACCCACUGGGAGUGCGAUCUAAGAGUACUGCUAUCUGUGCAGCCUCCAAUUGGCUGAUAAAUUUUGUAUGUGCGCUUAUCACACCCUACUUGGUCGAUACAGGAGACCACACCUCAUCAUUGGGGACUAAAAUUUUUUUUAUAUGGGGCAGCUUAAAUGCACUUGGUGUUGGUGUGGUAUACUUGACCGUUUAUGAGACUGGAGGCUUGACACUUGAGGAAAUUGAUCUGUUGUAUCGACUAUCUCCCAACAGUGUUGCGUCAACAGCGUGGAACAAACAGAUCAGACACUCUCCAGGCUCAGUUCGAGAAAUUAGAGUGGAAAAUCAAAACAAAGAAAAGGUGGGCGAACCUUCAGGCUUGAACUUGGGUGCAUCGAACUCCAGUUAUGAGGAUCAACCUUCACUGAAGCCUGCUGAAAGUCCCUCUCACAACUAUGUUGAUCUCGGAAAUGGGUUAGGCUUAAAUACUUAUAACAGAGGCCCACCUUCGCUGCUAAUGAGCUCAUCUGAGGAAGAGGAAGCAGGCGAUGAUAAUGAUAGUCGAAUGAGUAUCCGCACAGAUCAAACAGCGAGUAACUUUCAGACCAGCAAUACAAAUGGAUAUGGUGAUGUGCGACGCCGCGACCAAAGCCAUAUUUCUCAUGAUGAAGAAGACAGCACCGAAGGCAGGUCCUUCAAUACUGAGAAUUCUAAUAAUUUCAGUGAGUACGUGGUACGCUGGAUGAACAGCUAUGGCGAACAGGGUUCGAAUACUGGGGUAGAGUAA